AUGCAGAAGAUCGAUGACUCCCAGCGAGAAAUUUCUCCUCGGUGUGGGCUGAUGCAUGCCGUGCCGUUUGGCAGUGAAAUCAGCGAUCCCAAGAUCCUGGAUCUGGUCCACAGUGCCCUCGGCAGGAUGACCGUGGUCCGGCAGAUCUUCCCGUCCACGAAGGACAACCAGAAGUGUAUGAGGAACAAUCACCGCAUCUCCUCCCUGCUCUGCAACCCCCAGGAAGGCUACCUGCAGAUGCUUCAGAUCUCCAACCUCUACCUGUAUGACAGUGUUCUGAUGCUGGCCAACGCCUUUCACAGGAAGUUGGAGGACCGGAAGUGGCACAGCAUGGCAAGUCUCAACUGCAUACGGAAGUCCACCAAGCCAUGGAACGGAGGGAGGUCCAUGUUGGACACAAUCAAAAAGGGCCACAUCACUGGACUCACAGGGGUGAUGGAGUUUCGCGAGGACAGCUCAAAUCCCUACGUCCAGUUUGAAAUCCUGGGCACGACCUAUAGCGAGACAUUUGGCAAAGACAUGCGUAAGUUGGCAACAUAGGACUCGGAGAAAGGCCUGAAUGGUAGCCUACAGGAGAGGCCCAUGGGCAGCCACCUCCAAGGACUGACUCUCAAAGUGGUGACUGUCUUGGAAGAACCUUUCGUCAUGGUGGCUGAGAACAUCCUUGGGCAGCCUAAGCAUUACAAAGGGUUCUCCAUCGAUGUCCUGGACAUGCUGGCCAAGGCUUUGGGCUUCAAGUAUGAGAUUUACCAGGCCCCUGAUGGCAGGUAUGGUCACCAGCUCCACAACACCUCCUGGAACGGGAUGAUCGGGGAGCUUAUCAGCAAUAGAGCAGACGCGGCCAUCUCCGCCAUCACCAUCACCCCCGAGAGGGAGAGCGUCGUGGACCUCAGCAAGCGGUACAUGGACUACUCAGUGGGGAUCCUCAUGAAGAAGCCGGAGGAGAAGUUCAGCAUCUUCUCCCUGUUCGCGCCCUUUGACUUCGCGGUGUGGGCCUGCAUCGCGGCUGCCAUCCCUGUGGUGGGGGUGCUCAUCUUUGUGCUGAACCGGAUCCAGGCCGUGAGGACGCAGAGUGCCGCCCAGCCGCGACCGUCCGCCUCCGCCACCCUGCACAGCGCCAUCUGGAUCGUGUACGGAGCCUUCGUGCAGCAAGGACCUGGCUUUUACGGAUAA
This is a messenger RNA of Lepus europaeus (European hare), 1173 nucleotides long. Its product is annotated as glutamate receptor ionotropic, delta-1-like. The record is from RefSeq and is a predicted model, not a curated record. The transcript is spliced from 8 exons. Gene Ontology annotation, cellular component: plasma membrane; postsynaptic membrane. Gene Ontology annotation, biological process: synaptic transmission, glutamatergic; modulation of chemical synaptic transmission; monoatomic ion transport. Lineage: Eukaryota; Metazoa; Chordata; Mammalia; Lagomorpha; Leporidae. Gene Ontology annotation, molecular function: transmitter-gated monoatomic ion channel activity involved in regulation of postsynaptic membrane potential; glutamate-gated receptor activity.